GAGAGCAUCUUCAACACACUGCGCCCUAUAAGCGAGUAGAAAUGGCUAUCAUGAAAUGGAUAUAAAGUUACAGUUUCAUAAAAGGCAAACUUUCCGUUUUGACGUUUGCGGUCAGCUGUGAUAUGGAAGGAGCUUUACUUGUGUUCUUGAGGAUCACUUUGCUUGGCUGCCUAACAUUAACCAAGAACUCUGUGGCAGGAGACAAAUGGACUCAUGCACAUGCCGAAGACCUCCUCUUCAAAAAGCUCUUUCAGGGAUAUAACAAGUGGUCCCGGCCAGUGCGCAACAUCACAGAUGUCGUCAUUGUCAAAUUUGGACUCUCCAUUGCUCAGUUGAUUGAUGUGGAUGAGAAGAACCAGAUGAUGACCACCAAUGUGUGGCUGAAGCAGGAGUGGAAUGACUAUAAGCUGCGAUGGAAGCCCUCUGAUUAUGACAAUGUCACAUCCAUCAGGGUCCCCUCAGAGCUCAUCUGGGUUCCAGAUAUCGUCCUGUAUAACAAUGCAGACGGUGAGUUUGCAGUGACCCACAUGACCAAAGCCCACCUGUUCUACACGGGCCAGGUGCGCUGGGUGCCCCCGGCCAUCUACAAGAGCUCCUGCAGCAUCGACGUCACCUUCUUCCCCUUCGACCAGCAGAGCUGCAAGAUGAAGUUCGGCUCCUGGACCUACGACAAGGCCAAGAUCGACCUGGAGCGCAUCGAGAACACGGUGGACCUGAAGGACUACUGGGAGAGCGGCGAGUGGGCCAUCGUGGACGCCGUGGGCACGUACAACACCAAGAAGUACGACUGUUGCCACGAGAUCUACGUGGACAUCACGUACUACUUCAUCAUCCGCCGGCUGCCGCUGUUCUACACCAUCAACCUGAUCAUCCCGUGCCUGCUCAUCUCCUGCCUGACCGUGCUGGUGUUCUACCUGCCGUCCGACUGCGGCGAGAAGAUCACGCUGUGCAUCUCCGUGCUGCUCUCGCUGACCGUCUUCCUGCUGCUCAUCACCGAGAUCAUCCCGUCCACGUCGCUGGUGAUCCCGCUCAUCGGCGAGUACCUGCUCUUCACCAUGAUCUUCGUCACGCUCUCCAUCGUCAUCACCGUGUUCGUGCUCAACGUGCACCACCGCUCGCCCAGCACACACGAGAUGCCCCGCUGGGUGCACGCCGUCUUCCUGGAGCUCAUCCCGCGCUGGCUCUUCAUGCGCCGGCCGGCGCCCAACGCCAAGCGCCGCCGCCUGCUGCGGCUGCAGACCAAAAGGCCAGUCCACUGCUCCGGCGAAAACUCCCACGGCCACGGUCACGGCCACAACCACUCCCUGGGGUCCAGCCACGGCCCGAUGCACGCGUCUAGCCUCAGCACCUCCAAGAGCUGGCUGCACGAGGAGACGGACGUGGACCGGACGCCUGUGUGUGAGGAGGGCAGGGCAGGUCUGAGGCUGGGCACGUGGAGCGGGGUGCCCACCUCCUACUCGUUCCCCACGCUGCACCUGCCCGACGCUGACCCGCUGCACCUGCCCGACGCCUGUCUGUCUGAUCCGCUGGGCAGGAAGUCGGCCUCGCACCACCAGCUGGAGGGCCUGGCUCCGGGGCUGGACUCCAGGGGGAGCCUCCUCCUCUCGUCCCAGCGUCUGUCCGAGCUCGGGGCCCUGCAGGCGGACCCGGCCCUGCUGUUCUCCCCCAGUGUGCUCCACGCCCUGGAGGGGGUGCGCUACAUCGCAGAUCACCUGCGCGCCGAGGAUGCUGACUUUUGUGUGAAGGAGGACUGGAAGUAUGUGGCCAUGGUGAUUGACCGUAUCUUUCUGUGGAUGUUCAUCAUCGUGUGCCUGCUGGGGACAGUCGGCCUCUUCCUGCCACCUUGGCUCUCAGGAAUGAUCUAGGUCACAGCUCUGGGGCAUAGUGAUAACACACACACAAGUGUGCGCACACACACAAACACACACAUACACACACACACACACACACACACACACAUAUACACACACACUUGGCCUAAGAACCACUAAGGCCAUGGCAGGACUUAGGCUCACCUGUCAGAGACUGAUCCUAUCUGUACCUUGGAAGAGCAGGAAGGCAAAAUGUCCUUCACUGAGAUGGCCUUCCUACCUAUGUUCCUACGAAGUACCCAGAUGAACUGUGUGGUUAGAAUGAUCUUUUUAUUUAUUCAUUUUGAUUAUUUAUGCUUGUUUACCAGU
Messenger RNA from Alosa sapidissima (American shad), 2180 nucleotides. RefSeq names its product cholinergic receptor, nicotinic, alpha 2a (neuronal) (gene chrna2a). The transcript has 6 exons. Gene Ontology annotation, cellular component: synapse; neuron projection; postsynaptic membrane. The coding region runs from base 123 to 1865 and encodes 580 amino acids. Gene Ontology annotation, biological process: monoatomic ion transmembrane transport; signal transduction; nervous system process. Gene Ontology annotation, molecular function: acetylcholine-gated monoatomic cation-selective channel activity; transmembrane signaling receptor activity. NCBI's taxonomy places the organism in Eukaryota, Metazoa, Chordata, Actinopteri, Clupeiformes, Clupeidae. The record is from RefSeq and is a predicted model, not a curated record.